This is a messenger RNA of Neocloeon triangulifer, 1866 nucleotides long. It is a transcript of the gene p53, whose product is annotated as cellular tumor antigen p53. The coding region runs from base 139 to 1188 and encodes 349 amino acids. NCBI's taxonomy places the organism in Eukaryota, Metazoa, Arthropoda, Insecta, Ephemeroptera, Baetidae. The transcript is spliced from 8 exons. Gene Ontology annotation, cellular component: nucleus. Gene Ontology annotation, molecular function: DNA-binding transcription factor activity, RNA polymerase II-specific; RNA polymerase II cis-regulatory region sequence-specific DNA binding. The record is from RefSeq and is a predicted model, not a curated record. Gene Ontology annotation, biological process: regulation of transcription by RNA polymerase II; apoptotic process.
ACAGAAAGGUCAGAAAGCCGAGCCUCGUCCGACGGAAGAGACAGACUUGUGUGUCCUGUCCGCUCGCCGAACCCGCUCUCGAGCCGCAGCAGCCGCCGCCGUCAGUCCCAGUUGAAUUAAUGCAUAGAAAACUUCGCGAUGAGCUUUUCAAACACCGUUACCCCGGAUGGCGCCGUGUCCCUGGCCGAAAUCAACCCCACCAUAGAGCCCAUAGUGAAUGAGAACGACUACCACCUGUCCUCGCAGGAGUCGGACCACGGCGAGGGGGAGGUGAUCGUGGUGCCCAACCCCGUCAACCACGCCACAGGGGAGAUGCCCAGUCUGGAGGAGUUCCCAGGCGUUUACGACUUCAGCCUCUUGAUGGGCGCCUGCACCGUGCCCGAGUACAAGAACAUCAAAAAGUCUUGGGAGUACUCGCUGCCGAUGAACAAACUGUUCGUCAAAGUGGGGAGUGCGGUGCCCGUGUCGUUCCGCAUCAACAACCAGCUGGACUGGAGCGAGUUGAAGGUGAGGGGCCUGUUGGUGUACGACAACCCGGACGACUCGCGCAAACCUGUCGAGAGGUGCGUCGCCCACAGGGACCCCAACCACAAGAGCAACCAGGGCUACCCUGACGUGAACCACGUCCUGUGCUGCCAGCACAGCAACGCCACCUACGCCUGUGACAAGACGAGCGGCCGCUACAGUGUCCUGGUGCCCCUGGGCGAGCCGCAGGCCGGGGCCACUUACAUGACCAUCUUGUACGCCCUCAUGUGCAAGAGCAGCUGCGAGGGGGGCGUGGCCAGGCGCAACACCUCCAUCAUCUUCACCCUCGAGAAGAACAAUACGGUUGUGGGCCGGCAUGUGGUGCACGUUCGGAUCUGCAGCUGUCCGAAGAGGGACAUGAACCAGGAGCUGGAGGUGCUCAACUCGGAGAGGAACAACCCCAUCAGCAGGGGCAAGAAGAGGAAGAUGCCCUCGUUGGCCACGGGGCCCAUUCGCAUCAAGAGCGAGGGGUGCGCCUUCAACCCCGCUGGCCAGUUGUUCAACAACGACGUCGUCCUGCAGCCGCGCUUCGAACCGCUCAACUACAUGGAGGUGCGCAGCCCCGCCCACUUCAAAAUCCUGCUGGAGAAGGCAUACGAACUGUUCAAGUACAGGGUGACCCACCAGGCUGCCAUAUACGAAAACCUUCUCAAAAGUGUGUAGUAAGCUCUGCACGACCUGAUCUUGAUUACCUCUCUACGCCCUGAAACCAGGGUCUUCUGACUGCCUUCUUUUUACAUACUUUCCCACACAACCGAAAGUAUUGCUCUAAGUUUACAUUAAAUUUUUCUUAUAUUUUAUAUGAAAAUCUUACAAAGUAAGAGAGAUUAUGAUUAGAAUCUGUCGCAGCUCUGCAGACAGAUUAUUUUUUUUGAAAAUGAAGCUUUAAUUUGAAUUUUCUCUACAAAUUCAGAGAGACAUGGAUUUUCUUUUGUUCAACCAGAUGUUUGUUACAAUUGCACGACAAUAAGUGAUAUAUUGGGAAAAAUUGUGCCUUCAAAUUUAAAAUUAAUCAAAAAGUGUACAAAAACUUAACGAUCUUAGGUUACAAAUGUAUUUGCGUUGCUCAUUCCUCUUAAGUAAGCUACCUAUUCCUCUUAAGUAAGCUACCUUACCUGCCCAAUGUACAUUGCAACUUGACAAAUCCCUAGAAUGUAACUUACAAUGCAGAAUUGCAGAUUAACCAGAGAGGAAUACAUAAAAUUUGGUAGGUUUUUCUGCCUGCUGUUUGUUUUUUGAGGUUGACUAAAUAAUGAAGUUGAUUAAGCUGUUCCUAAAGUUAAGACUAGUCUGUAAUACAGCUUGAGGAGAAAUAAAGAUCUUCAAAGAAAUGGAAUUAGA